Molecule: messenger RNA, 5045 nt
Organism: Hylaeus volcanicus
Lineage: Eukaryota; Metazoa; Arthropoda; Insecta; Hymenoptera; Colletidae
Product: serine/threonine-protein phosphatase 2A 56 kDa regulatory subunit gamma isoform-like
Exons: 9
Coding region: 420-2219 (599 amino acids)
Biological process (GO): signal transduction; protein dephosphorylation
Cellular component (GO): protein phosphatase type 2A complex; nucleus; cytosol
Molecular function (GO): protein phosphatase activator activity
Source: RefSeq, a predicted model, not a curated record
GUAAGUGUCAGUGAUGUUAGUACUCGUGUUAUCGUAGAACAUAGCGAAGGAUCAUCAUGGAUCGUCUUAUCUCGAAAUGCUAAUAACUGACAUUUGCAAUAUUUCGUUCGCGCAUCGUGUCGUGGAGAUUAUUUGAAUAUUUGAAAGCAGAGACAAAACUAACCACGCGAAAAUAGUUUUCGAAGACGUUCGAAGACUAGGGAAAAAGUGGAAGCAGAAAGAUUGACGGCGAGUGGCGCGAAUCGCCGGCUGAAAGGUUCAAUCGCUGAGCCAUGGCCAAUGGCCGCCGCGAAUGUGUGUCUCGUGUCGGCUCCUCGGUGGCCGUUGUGAUCGAUGAAUUACUACGUGUUUGCGAAGUGUGCUAACUCGCUCGAUCAGCUCGAUCACGCGUAGUUGUUACUCGCGACCGACAGAACAAUAUGUCGAGCCGGCAGUCGAAAAAAGAAAAGGAUGCUACGAAGAUUGGCAAGGACAAGGGAAAGAACGGCAAGGAUGGCGAGACAGGUGACGAGACCAACAAGGUAGCAGGAGGACCACCCACGACCAAUGCACCCCCACCGCCAACGUUGAUCAACAAGAUCAAAUAUCAGCCUGGCGGUCCUGUGAUAAAAAAGGACAAGCGGCAAAGUAGUUCAAGAUUCAACAUUUCGAAAAAUCGAGAGCUUCAAAAGUUGCCGCUUUUGUCCGAAGCGCAACAGGGGAACGAAAGGGAGGAACUUUUUAUACAGAAGCUGCGGCAAUGCUGUGUACUUUUCGAUUUUGAGUCUGAUCCACUGUCGGACUUAAAAUGGAAGGAAGUGAAGCGCACCGCACUACACGAGAUGGUUGAGUACGUUACCAAGAACAAAAACGUUAUAACCGAAGCGAUAUACCCUGAAGCUGUGAAUAUGUUUGCAGUGAAUCUAUUUCGUACGCUUCCACCGUCAUCGAAUCCAAACGGCGCCGAGUUCGACCCGGAAGAGGACGAGCCAACCUUGGAAGCUGCCUGGCCUCACUUGCAAUUGGUUUACGAAUUCUUUCUUCGGCUGUUGGAGUCCCCGGAUCUUCAACCGAUAGUCGCGAGACAUUACUUAGACCAGAAGUUCGUGUUGCAGCUUCUGGAACUGUUCGAUUCCGAGGAUCCACGCGAAAGGGAUUUCCUCAAGACAACGCUUCAUAGGAUUUAUGGAAAGUUUUUAGGGCUUAGAGCGUACAUCAGGAAACAAAUAAACAACAUUUUUUAUCGAUUUAUAUACGAGACAGAGCACCAUAACGGCAUCGCUGAACUCCUGGAGAUUUUGGGAAGUAUAAUCAACGGAUUCGCUUUACCACUGAAGGAGGAACACAAAAUAUUUCUAUUAAAGGUGCUUUCACCUUUGCAUAAAGCCAAAUCGUUGUCCGUCUAUCAUCCGCAGUUAGCGUACUGCGUCGUGCAAUUUCUAGAGAAAGAUCCGUCGCUGACUGAACCGGUUCUUAGAAGUUUAUUGAAAUUCUGGCCAAAAACACAUUCCCCGAAAGAAGUGAUGUUCUUAAACGAGCUCGAAGAAAUUCUGGACGUGAUCGAGCCCGCCGAGUUUCAGAAAGUUAUGGACCCUCUGUUUAGGCAAUUAGCGAAAUGCGUUUCAUCGCCACAUUUUCAGGUGGCUGAACGAGCUCUCUAUUACUGGAACAACGAAUACAUAAUGUCCCUGGUAUCGGAUAACUAUUUGGUGAUUCUGCCCAUCGUGUAUCCAGCGUUUUACGAGAAUUCGCGAAAUCAUUGGAACAAGACUAUUCACGGAUUGAUUUACAAUGCGCUGAAGCUCUUCAUGGAGAUGAAUCAAAAAGUAUUCGACGAGUACACAAAACAGUAUUUACAGAAUUGUCAAAGAGAGAGGAAGCUCAUGAAAGAGAGAGACGAAGCAUGGAUGCGAGUAGAAGCUUUAGCGAUGAGACAUCCGUGUUAUGCCAUGACCGUUCAGGGUUUAACGAAUACUAAUGCGACUAGCACGAUAUCGCAACAACAAUUAAACAGCCCUUCACCUGACGAAGAUGGUGAUGUGGAUCCAAUGCCGCUCACUUUGGAGAAGAUAGAGGCAAAGGCAAACGAGGCAAAGAAGAUGACCAUCUCCAAUAAAACCAAGCCACUUUUGCGAAGGAAAAGUGACUUACCUCAAGACACGCACACAAUGCGGGCAUUGUCCGACCAUAAACGCGCGGAUGAGUACCUCGUCACGCCACCGGACCCCAAUAAUUGCUAGUCUCUACCGCAAUCUCUUCCCAUGUAUCCUCUCUUCUGCUGCAGUGAUAUCGGGAGUUAGGUUUUUUCGAGGAAAAACAAACACAUCGACGAUCUCGAUCGAAUUCGAUCGAUCGUCCAACAGAGAGUUUUAUCAUAUAGAGGCCACAAUGUCGUAAUCCCCCUUAUAUCAAAACUGUCGAGAUGUAUGUAAUAUUGUCUCUUUUCUUUACGGUAACGAAAAAAAAAGAAAUGAAAGAAAAGCUUUCUCUCGUCGCACCCAGCACUUCCGGAAAAAAAAUAACUGAUAACUCCCUAUAUACUCAUCGAGUUGAUUUACAUAAGGUAUCCGCGAGAAUUAUGCAAAUAUUACGUACUCGCUGUUAAAAACCAUGAAACGUGAAAAAAACCUAGCGAAUAAGGGUCCUAAGUAUGUAUGCAUAUACAGAGUAUUUUAUAAACUAUAGAUUUCUUGGGUAUAUGAGGUGGUCUGUCGCUGAAAGUGAGACUAUUUCCAAAAACACGCCUUCGUUUUCUAAAUUCAAUUUUUGAAUUUCCGACGGUGCACUUCGCUGUGUUAGUUCGUAAAAGAUAAAAGCGAUUCUGCAUAUAUGAUCGAUGGGUACAGUCUGAACUUUGAUUCUAUGCGAAUCCGUUUGUAAGUAAUAGUUUUAGGUUAUGUGCUUUUAGCGAUGGAUUGUCCUCAGAUUAUAGAAAUUUAUACUUUAUGGAACGCCCUAUAUACUCUAAAUAAACAAAUUUUAUACGAAUGCGAAAGAGGUCAGAAAAGAAUGGACGCUUGCUUGAUGUUGUAAUAAUAAUAAUAAUAAUAAUAAUAUUAAUAAUAAUAAAACAAAAGAAUUUUAGUAUGCAAGUUCGAGGCGCUACUCUUCUGAGCGAGUUUCCACUGAUGUGCAACAAAAAUAUAAAACGACAGACAUUAAGUAACAAGUGAUAUAUAGUUGCUUCAAACGCUACCAGCUCAUAAUUUAGCGGCAAAAAGAGCAGAGAAAAAAAAAAUACAGAAAAAUGGAAAAAAGACAGAAAUGAAACGUCGUUUUUAGCGUUAGAUGAACGUGAUAGCACUAUUUUAGAAUAUCGAUUGUUAUGAAUCUGAAUAUUCCUGAACGUACUACUUUUAUAUCUGUCGUGCCUAGAUGCCUGUGGAACGCAUUCGCAAGAAUCGCCUCUGCCAGAGGCCUAUAAUUAAGAAUCGUUAACAAAAAAAAAAAAUAAAAUAAACAGAAAGCAACGAGUUAUACGUGACGUUUUACCAAACGGUAUAAUUGACAUCACGAAUUUUUUCUGGGAACGCUUGCAUGAACGUUGCGUCGUUGCCUCGUCAGUUUUGUGGUUAAUCGAAGGAGAGAAAAAAAAGAAACGUUAUAAUACUGUUUUGUCGCCGACAAAAAAAGGAAGAGGGGAAAAAAGCGAGAAAAAAAAACGAAGAAUAGUAUACAAAUGAAGUUUAAAAAAAAGAAAACGCGAAUCUAAGUAAAAACUACCUUUAGUCUUUUGCGCUGCUGGCAGGCUGUUAUGUUAAUCAUUGUGUAAGAGAUGAACUUGUUGAGAAUAGAUAAACAGUUAGCACUUAUUAUUAAAUAACAGAAAUUAAAACCAAAUGAGAUAAAUAUAAAAAAAAUUAUUUACUAUUUAAUCGUCCCUUCGGAAGAAGAAUGGCUGUUUUUGUUACGAAAAACCAUUGAUAAUAUGAGCAUUCUUGACGAUAAUAAUUUUUAUUAUCAAGCGCGGUAUAAUCUCGAUGACGCUCGUUAAUCGGAACAACUGUAUUUAAACAAUUUUCGUACGAAAGAGUAUUAGUGUACAUUAAGUAAGGAGCAUUCGAUAAUAAAAAUAUUUUUAGUACAAUUUUUCAUUCGAUUAAGUUACCAUCGUCAAUAAAAGAAAAAUUUGUUGUUUUCAUUGCUGUAACUUUAACUGGGUUAGACGUGGAUCAUCGGGAUUACAUUGCAUCCUUCGAUCGUUGAAGUCAAUCGAAAAUGAAACACAUAGAUAAUAAUGUUCGAGAAAAGCGUCUCUCUAAUAAUGCAUGUUUCGAGGUAUCGUCUCUUACUACGUCUAUUCUUUCACACGUAUCAUGUAAGAUAUAUUUUUGGAGUUUGUAAAUUACACACGAUAGUUGGGGGAACACUAUUAAACUUCGCGCUUGAAACUUCUGAAGACGAUUACGCUGGCUUACCGCUGGACGAUUAUUAUCUUCAGAUUUUCGUUUCUGCACCACGCCAGGCUUAAAUUUUUAAACAAAAAAAUAGAUAACGAGAAUUUGCUUUAGUUCGGUGUAUGUGAUUUCCUUGUAACACGUAUAGGUUACCUCGAGUGAAUUUCAUCAUACGUUUUAAUCGAUGUUUUGUACGUUUUUUAUGACGACAGGAGAAAAUCAACCAACAACCGAGUACUUUUUAAGUGAAAUCCAAACGAUAAAACCAAUGAAUGCGUUUUAUGUAAGGGGGAGCAAGGAUUUUCAUAGAAAAAAAGAAUCACUUAGGCAGCUUGAAUUUCGUAGAAGUAUUUCUCUCUAUCUAUCUAUCUCUAUCUCUCUGUUCUUCCUUACGUAAAAUUCACGAAUCGUUCGAGAAAUCCCAAGUUCAUUAGAAGAGGGGAAGUGUUAAUAAGAAAUGUUGUUCACGUGUACAGUUAAACUCGCUUCAAACCUAGGAAUAUCAAUUGCGAAGAACACAUACAGAGCUGUAUAUCAACGUUCGAUUACAGAAAUUUUUUUAAAUGAUCGUCUGUCAGAUCGAUUCGAUUCCAUGCAUGCAUAUAUUCCAUUACAAUUUGUUGGAAGCAUAAUUUUAUAAUAAAUAAAUAAUUAUAACGAACGGAGAAA